UGCGGCUCAAAUCGCCAUCUUGAAAUUGUCCCGACCAAAAGCGGCGAGGCGGCGGACUGGGGGAAAAGCACAGCCUUCCAAACGCAGGAGCCAGAUUAGUUCUGAUGAUUAAUAUGGUUUCCUGUGUUUGCACCCGUCAAAUGAUAGCGUCUUUUGGUUUCCUUUGGGGUUUUUUUCCCGUUGGGGGCGUGUGUUGGAGGGGUCUGCCUAAGCUGAGAGUCGGUCGCUGUUUGCCUUCUGGAGCGGACUAAUCUUCGACUGUGGCCUGGCCGCUUCGUCGGACAAUCGGACGGAAUUUAUCGUCGUCCGUUGCUGUUUUAUUAUUAAUCGACGCUGCCAAACACAUUCCCGUUGUGCUCCAGUGUUGGAAAAGAUCGCCGAUUUUGACGUUUUAAUGCAAUGCUACGGAGCUCACAGAGGACAAGUUCGGUAGCAGGACGGAGUGCGCUCGAUUUGUUGGAUGGAUAUUCCCUAUGUCCUGCUGUGCCACGGCAAAUCACUCUUUGGAGAUCAUUCCACGCUGCAACACGCUAAAUGUUUGCUGGAGCUGGCGUGAAUUCCAAAAAAGUCACCCUCCAUUGCUUUUUUCUGUAAACGUGGAAAUACCAACAAACCACCCGCCCCCCAUUCUCUGUCGGGGCAGCAACGCGAGUUCACCCGGGAUAUACUGGAUUUAUCUCCAUGUUGUUGUAAUGAUGCCCUUUUUACAGAAACGCUCCCUGGUUCAGUAAUCUGACUGUACCGCUUUCAGGAUUUUUUUUUUCGUUUUUAUACUCUUUAUUUUAUCCGAGGAUCGAAUUCGAAUGGAAAAUGGGAGACGCCACCAAACUGGCCCUCGCCGUUUUCCUCAUCUCCUGUUCUUCAGGUACAAUCCUGGGACGCUCCGAUACGCAGGAGUGCAGCUACUACAACUCCAGCUGGGAAAAGGAGCGCACCAACCGCAGCGGCAUUGAACCGUGUUAUGGCGAUAAAGACAAGCGGCGGCACUGCUUCGCCACGUGGAAGAAUACUUCCGGAACGGUGGAAGUGGUCAAGCAAGGCUGCUGGUUGGACGACAUCAACUGCUAUGACAGCAACGAGUGCGUGGAGAGGAAGGAGAAUCCCGAUGUUUUCUUCUGCUGCUGUGAAGGCAACAUGUGCAACGAACGCUUCCUGUACGCACCUGAUACUCCCCCACAGAGCGACACGCACCAGUCUACCGCCUACACCACAUCCAACCCAUUUUCCCAGAAGCCUCAGCUCUUCAGUACUCUGCUUUACUCCCUGGUUCCUAUCAUCGGAUUGGCCGCCGUUGUGCUCUUCUCCUUCUGGAUGUGGAGGCACCACAAGUUGGCUUAUCCUGCAGCCCUGGUUCCGACACACCACCCCUUUCACAUUAUGGUGGAGGAUCCCGGCCCGUCGCCGCCCUCUCCCAUCCUGGGACACAAGCCGCUGCAGCUGAUCGAGUUGAAGGCCAGGGGUCGCUUCGGCUGCGUGUGGAAGGCCCAGCUGCUGAGCGAAUACGUCGCCGUGAAGAUCUUUCCAAUUCAGGACAAGCUGUCGUGGCAGAACGAGUAUGAGAUUUACAGCGUGAGCGGCAUGAAGCACGAAAACAUCCUCCACUUCAUCGGCGUGGAGAAGAGGAACAACAACCUCGACUUGGAGCUGUGGCUCAUCACCACCUACCACGACAAGGGCUCGCUGACCGACUACCUGAAGGCCAACGUGGUUUCCUGGAACGAGCUGUGCCACAUCGCGCAGUCGGCCGCCCGCGGCCUGGCGUACCUCCACGAGGACAUCCCCGGACACAAAGACGGACACAAGCCCUCCAUCGCUCACAGGGACAUCAAGAGCAAAAACGUGCUCCUGAAGAAUAACCUCACGGCGUGCAUCGCUGACUUCGGCCUUGCGCUUAAAUUUGAGGCGGGAAAAUCGGCAGGGGACACGCAUGGACAAGUGGGAACGCGGCGGUACAUGGCACCCGAGGUACUGGAGGGCGCCAUCAACUUUCAGCGCGACUCCUUCCUGCGCAUCGACAUGUACGCGUUCGGCCUCGUUCUGUGGGAACUGGCGGCGCGAUGCACCGCCGCCGACGGCCCCGUGGACGAGUACAUGCUGCCAUUCGAGGAGGAGGUGGGCCAGCAUCCGUCUCUGGAGGACAUGCAGGAGGUGGUGGUCCACAAGAAACUGCGACCCUGCCUUCGAGACUGCUGGCAAAAACACACGGGUCUGACCGUGCUCUGUGAAACCAUCGAGGACUGCUGGGACCACGAGGCGGAGGCGCGUCUCUCUGCCGGCUGCGUGGAGGAGCGCAUCGGCCAGAUGCAGCGGCAGGCCCCCGUCAUCGGACCCGAGGAGAUCGUCACCGUCGUCACCAUGGUCACCAACGUGGACCUCCCGCCUAAGGAGUCCAGCUUAUGAUCAGCCAAUCGAGCGCAAACCAGAUCAGAUCAUUAGCCAACCCUGGUCGGUUGGCGUUCUAUCUUUUUCAUUCGGUUUUUUUUUUUGUGUUUUUUUUAUUAUUUUUUUUUUUUUUCUGAAACUACCGGCAGCCACUUGCGCUCAGGACAUACCAUGUGACCACCUCACCGCAACGGAGGAUCUCCGCCUCAUGCCUGAGGAUUUGAACCGUUCUGGAUAUUUAGCACGGAGCGAGUGACGGUGCCACGGCGGGAAUCGACCUAAUGUUUUUAUACACCAAGCUGCUCUACGCGGUCCUCUACAGCCACACAACAUGGAUUUCACCAAACUCUCAGUGCAUUUAAAACAUAUAUAUAUAUAUAUGUGUGUGUGUGUGUGUACUACACACACACACAAAUAUAUAUAUAUAUAAGCACAUUUGCUUAUUUUUUUUUUUUAUUUUGUGUGCGUGUUUUUAUUUUUGAAGAAUUAACUAACAUUCUGCCAAUAAGCAUCGGCUUUUGAAUGUUCCGAGUAUAACGCUGCUGUACAUAGUGUAUUAUGGACCCAAUCCAUUUUAUUUUAAAGGGGAGGGGCGAAGAGAGGGGGGCGGGGCUGAUUCAUUUUCAAGCAUUACCGACGGUUAAAAAAAAACAACAACAAAAAAAAACAAAAAACAUAGACCUCCUUCAACCGGGUAUACCUCAGUUCCCCUCACUGUUCCCACGUUCUGCUUGCCCCCCCCCCCCCCCCCCACCCCCAAACUCCCGUUAAGUGUCAUUAUAUGGAAGCAUAACCCCAGGUGCUCAUGGGUAACGGGAGUCCAUGAUCAGUUGAGCCAUGUUAGCUUUUGCUACGCAAGACUUUAAAUAAGCCCGACUGAUGCGUUUUAUUUUGAAAGGUUUCAGGUUGGGGGAAGUGCUUUUUUUUUUUUUUUUUUUUUUUUUUUUUUUUUUUUUUGAGAUCCCGUUUUUUGGAAUCCCGUGUGUGACGCUUGCACAUAUCUUAUUUGACUACUAUCAAGGAUUUUCACUCUCACUUUUGUACGCCUCAGGAAUCUUUGCUGACCAUCCUCGUCACUGUCGCCCCCUUCUCAGGCCCCCCCCCCCCCCAGGAUGACAUCUUCGUCUCGCCUCGUUUCGAUACUAAUCCCGGGCAGUUAAGUCACACGACUUCCUGUCCUUGUUUUUUUUUUUUUUUUAUAUAAAUUCAGGUUCUGGUUCUGAUCGCUGUGUUGACACGCAGCUCAGGUUCGAUUCCCACAAAACAAAACUGCCAGUCAUGUGCUGCUUCCUGUCCCCACCCGUCACCCCCAACCCCUCCUGUCACGCGGUUCAAAGGAAACCGCAUCUCGUCUGUGCCGCCAUCAGACCAGAGCAGACAGGGGGGGAGGGGGGGCAUGUUUGAUUCCGGUGCCAUUCCUUCCACCAUCGGCCCCCUCUUGUAGAUGUCUGGCCAAACGGAUGUAUAUCUGUCGCACAACGGGGCGACGCUUUUGUUUUGAAAGGUUUAUUUCCUCCGAGGGACGUCGAACAACUGCUAGUCUCUCCUCGAGCUUUGGGGUCGCUUUCUCUCGAUGCAGUUUCAAAUUGGCAGCUGGACGUUGGAGGAUCGAUGAAUUGAAAAUAGUUCGCUUUUCGUUAAUUCGUUCCGGAAUUUUUAAGACCAAAACCGAAAAUCUACGAAAACAAGAACAAAAAUUGUAUUUUUACACGCAGAAGACGAGCUGCUAAGGAGUUGUAAACUGGGACGUUCACAAACCAAGGUUUGACUGUAAUGCAAAAACAUUUGAUUUCAACGUAACGUCAACAAUAUCAACAAACAUCUAUUUUAUAGACAAUAAUUCUAGUUUUACAAACGGUAAACUACUAAUUCCCGAAACUGUCUGAAAACCGGGGCAAGAAUCCUAAGUUGUAAACUGGGACGUUCACAAACCAAGGUUUGACUGUAAUGCAAAUCAAAUUAAUUUGUUACAGACAUCCAAAUAUGUUGCUACAAUGAAACCACUGUAGACAAACAAAAAUAUUAAAACGCACAUUUUGAAGAGAAUAACUUUACAUGCAGAAAAUUCACUAACCAAGACAGUGUAUGAAAACCAGGGCAAAACCUUUUGUCAAAAAUUUGGGUAUUAGGAAACCAACGUUUGACUUCAACGUAACGUAAACAAUAUCAACAAACAUCUAAUUUCUAGACAAUAAUUCUAGUUUUACAAACGGUAAAACUGUCUGAAAACCGGGGCAAAAAUCUUACGUUGUAAACUGGGACGUUCACAAACCAAGGUUUGACUGUAAUGCAAAUCAAAUUGAUUUGUUGCAGACAUCCAAAUAUGUUGCCACAAUGAAACCGUUGUAGACACACAAAAAUAUGAAAACACAUUUUGAAGAGAAUAACUUUACAUGCAGAAAAUUCACUAACCAAGACAGUGUAUGAAAACCAGGGCAAAACCUUUUGUCAAAAAUAUCGGCAUUAAGAAACCAACGUUUGAUUUCAACGUAACGUAAACAAUAAUUCUAGUUAUACAAACGGUAAACUACUACUUCACCGACACUGUCUGAAAACCGGGGCAACAAUCUCAAGUUGUAAACCGGGAUGUUCACAAACUAAGGUUUGACUGUAAUGCAAGUUAAUUUGAUGAAAUUGAUUUGUUGCAGACACCCAAAUAUGUUGCCAAAAUGAAACCGUUGUAGACUUUACAUGCAGAAAGUUCACUAACCGAGACAGUGUAUGAAAACCAGGGCAAAACCUUUUGUCGAAAAUUUGGGCAUUAGGAAACCAACGUUUGACUUCAACAUAACGUAAACAAUAUCAACAAACAUCUAAUUUAUAGAUAAUAAUUCUAGUUUUACAAACGGUAAACUACUACUUCACUGAAACUGUCUGAAAACCGGGGCAAAAAUCUUAAGUUGUAAACUGGGACGUUCACAAACCAAGGUUUGACUGUCAUGCAAAUUAAAUAAAUUUUUUGCAGACAUCCAAAUAUGUUGCCACAAUGAAACCAUUGUAGACACACAAAAAUAUUAAAAAACACAUUUUGAAGAGAAUAACUUUACAUGCAGAAAAUUCACUAACCAAGACAGUGUAUGAAAACCAGGGCAAAAUCUUUUGUCGAAAAUUUGGCCAUCAGGAAACUAACGUUUGACUUCAACAUAACGUAAACAAUAUCAACAAACACCUAUUUUAUAGACAAUAAUUCUAGUUUUACAAACGGUAAAACUGUCUGAAAACCGGGGCAAAAAUCUCAAGUUGUAAACUGGGACGUUCACAAACCAAGGUUUGACUGUAAUGCAAGUUGAUUUGAUCAAAUUGAUUUGUUGCAGACAUCCAAAUAUGUUGCCACAAUGAAACCAUUGUAGACACACAAAAAUAUUAAAACACACAUUUUGAAAAGAAUAACUUUACAUGCAGAAAAUUCACUAACCAAGACAGUGUAUGAAAACCAGGGCAAAACCUUUUGUCAAAAAUAUCGGCAUUAAGAAACCAACGUUUGAUUUCAACGUAACGUAAACAAUAAUUCUAGUUUUACAAACGGUAAACUACUACUUCACCGACACUGUCUGAAAACCGGGGCAAAAAUCUUAAGUUGUAAACCGGGACGUUCACAAACCAAGGUUUGACUGUAAUGCAAGUUGAUUUGAUCAAAUUAAUUUGUUGCAGACAUCCAAAUAUGUUGCCACAAUGAAACCGUUGUAGACACACAAAAAUAUUAAAAAACACAUUUUGAAGAGAAUAACAACAUGCAGAAAAUUCACUAACCGAGACAGUGUAUGAAAACCAGGGCAAAACCUUUUGUCGAAAAUUUGGGCAUCAGGAAACUAACGUUUGAUUUCAACAUAACGUAAACAAUAUCAACAAACAUCUAAUUAAUAAAAUAAAUAAAUAAUAAAAAAAUUAAAAAAUCUUAAGUUGUAAACCGGGACGUUCACAAACCAAGGUUUGACUGUAAUGCAAAUCAAAUUAAUUUGUUGCAGACAUCCAAAUAUUUUGCCAAAAUUGCUGGUUUUACACGCAGAAACCGAACUACAAAGUAACUAUGACGGUGUAGCAAAAGGGGCAAAAAUAUUUAGGCAAAAACCGGGGAAUCCUUAAACCAAGGUAUCAUUACAAUUUCAAUCCGUUACAAACACCCAAAAAUAAAAAUAUGUCGACAUGUAGAAUGAUAUUAAAUGAAAUUCCUUUGUGAUGUCGCAGAGGGUCGGACUUCCUUAUAUGGUUCAUAGUUAGGAAGCACUUUGCUCAUGUGACCAAUCGGAGCAGAGUGGGCGUGCCCGAGGCGGGUCGUGGCUGGAAUACAUUAAAACCGUCUUGGCAGCAAGCACAAAUCGAGGGAAACUCAGCUGGAAUCGGUGCAGAUUCUCCAAAAUCUAAAAGGUUUUCGGUGCGGGUUAUUGUGUGUCGCUGCUCUAUAGGAGUCCACAACUCAAUACAAUGAAAUUAGCACAAUAGGUCCUCUUUGAAUCGAAAACUGGGGUGUUCAGAAACCAAAGUUUGACUCUAAUGUAAAUAACUUAAUUUUUCCAAACAAUAAUUUUAGUUUUACUUGCAGAAAACAAACUCUAACCAAGACGGCGUCUGAAAACCAGGUCAAAGUUGUAAACUGGGGCAUUCGGCAACCAAGAUUUCACUUUCACUUACUCAUGUAAGUUCAAUGUAUUUGUUUUAUACACCCAAAAUUGACAAAAAAAAAUAAAAUUUGAAGAGAAUUACAUUUAUAAGUCAUCGAGACGGUGUAAAAAACCGGGACAAGAUCUUUGGUCAAAAACUGGUUUCGCUCAGUUUGCUCUUGAAAUUUAGUAGUUCCUCACCCGGGCACUUGGACCUUUCUUCGGCCAACUCGAUUUAGAUUAUGUAUAUAUAUUUUGAUUUUAUAUAUAUAUAUAUAUAUAUAUAUAUAUAUAUAUAUAUAUAUUAAAAAAACAGAAAAAAUAAGAAUAAAAAUAGAAUAAAAAUAUUAUUUAUUAAUUAAUUAAUUUUUAUUAAAUAAUUUUUUAUUUAUUAAAUUAUUAAAUAAAUGUUUAAUGUUAAUUUGUAUUUUUCGACACAAAAUAAGAUGGAAAAAUAAAUAAGCAAAUCAAAAAACAAAUGAAACAAAUUAACAAAUUAUUUUUCAUUUAUUAUUAAAUUAUUAAAUAAAUGUUUAAUGUUAAUUUGUAUUUUUCGACACAAAAUAAGAUGGAAAAAUAAAUAAGCAAAUCAAAAAACAAAUGAAACAAAUGAACUAAUUAAUUUUUAGUUAUUAUUAAAUUAUUGAAUAAAUGUUUAAUGUUAAUUUUUAUUUUUCGACACAAAAUAAGAUGGAAAAAUAAAUAAGCAAAUCAAAAAACAAAUGAAACAAAUUAGCAAAUUAUUUUUUAUUUAUCAUUAAAUAAUUAAAUGUUUAAUGUUAAUUUUUCAUAUUUCGGCACAAAAUAAGAUGGAAAAAUAAAUAAGCAAAUCAAAAAACAAAUGAAACAAAUUAGCAAAUUAUUUUUUAUUUCUUAUUAAAUUAUUAAAUUAAUGUUCAAUGUUAAUUUUUUCGACACAAAAUAAGAUGGAAAAAUAAAUAAGCAAAUCAAAAAACAAAUGAAACAAAUUAGCAAAUUAUUUUGUAUUUAUUAUUAAAUAAUUAAGUAAAUGUUUAAUGUUAAUUUUUCGACACAAAAUAAAAUGAAAAAAUAAAUAAACAAAUGAAACAAAUUAAAUUAAAUUUUCAUAUCAAGGCAGGGGGCCUCAAACUAGUGUCCCGCGGGCCGCAUUUGGCCUACGGUCCGUGAGUUUGAGACCCCUGGUUUAGACGCUCGAUCUGUCGGAAUGAUGCGGUACAGUGCAGACAAACCGGGUUUUUCUGCGUUUUUUCGAACGCAACAAAGUCGGCCUAAAGGAAGUCCAAGCCAUGAUUGUACGCGACCUUUGCACCGAUUGGCUCGUGCUUUUCUGCUCUUCAACAGGCGCUACCUCAACCGGCGGGGAUUUCAGAAUAAGAGGGAGGAAGUGUGGCAAACAUACCAAAAUAAAAGCCCUCCGCUUUUCAAAGUCAGUGUUCCCCAAUUUGUGGCGCGUUUCGGUUUAUUUCAGCGUGAAUUUGAAACUGCAUUGUUGAAACGGUUCCCAAAGCGCUAAAAAAAAAAAAAAAAAAAACACGAUUCAGGGAUUCAGUACUAUGCUUUUCUACAUUCUGGCAAGUUUUAUGCAAACCGGUGCCGCAAACGACUCAACACUGCAGGAGUGACUUUUCCGAACAAACGCUAAUAACUUGUAGCAUUGUCGAUUUUAUUUUUUUUUCUUUGUAAUCCUUGCAUAUUUGAUGUGUUCUAUUUAUUUUUUGGACUUUUACAGGCCUGAGGUUCCGGGGGCUCAUAGCUCACUUGCGAGAGUCCACAUGAAAUGGGGCGGGAGUUGGGUGUAAUAUUCAGGAAGUACUUUACUCGAUUCAUUUACCAAAAGAUGCAAACUGCGUCUUUCUCUACUUAGACCGCUGAUGAAUGUUCUGGGUUCUAGCAUGACGUUCUUUCAGAGGUCGUGGAAUUGUGCUCGGUUCUCGGUUCUCGUAGGUAGAUAUGAAAAGGAUCUACAUGUAUUCAUACACCCCCCACAAUGAGUGAGUCCCCGACCAGAAUGGACGCUUGCUUAGCAUAAGUUCCUCAAACCGCAGGAAGACCGAAAACCGUAGGAGACAAUCUUCCGUGGAACUUUUCAACGGGAUACGGAAUGGAUUUGAACAUUUUUCUACCCCGAGGUCCUCCAAGGCUUCCAUUUGCUCUUCAUACAAAAUACCUGUCAAUCACUUGUGUCUCUGUACUCUAUUUGAACGAGUCUCGCUCGGACCCAGUCCAGACCCGAGAACGUAUUCGAUGGACUACAAGUAUACGUAUAUACUCUUGCGCUGAAUCCUUUAUACGUGCGUGUGAAAAUCAGUGUUUCCUAUACAUUCAUUUAUACUUCUUGUGUUCUUUGGUUCCUGCAGUCCGUCAACGGUUGAGAUUUGCGAGCUUGAACGCUCCAGGUUCAUCCCAGAAAGCACUUAAAGGGGCGGCGUUCCCCGGAUUCCCCCCCUUCUUUGUCACAAUCGCAAUACUCUCGAUGUGGUCAUGGUCAUGAAAUCAUCCCGCUUUUCCUCGCUGUCGUUGAGAAUCCCAAAACCAAGGUCUGUUUGGUUGCCAGAUCUACAUAAAAAAAAAGCAGACACUACAGGUUUAUGAUCCCAUUUUUCCUAAGGAAGUGCGGCGCUGAUCCAGCACGUGAAUGGGAAAAAGGUUCCUGGUUCCCCUUUAAAAAAAUUUUAAAAAAUACAAAUUUUGAUGCCCUUUUUUUUUUUUUUUUUUUUUGUCAAGGAUUUUGAUGAAAAAAUUUUUAAAUGUUGGCAUUCUGUGACAAACUAAGUGAUCCGGAGUCUUGGAACCUUUGUCCCAAAAGAGACUGAAUGCUUUGGGAUCAGCGCCGUCACUCUGCUUGUGUGAGCCGGCGGAGGUUUUUAAUCAGUUGAAGUGAUCCACUUGAUGUAAAUAAAUGUUUUUAGAUUGUGA
Molecule: messenger RNA, 9878 nt
Organism: Doryrhamphus excisus (bluestripe pipefish)
Lineage: Eukaryota; Metazoa; Chordata; Actinopteri; Syngnathiformes; Syngnathidae
Gene: acvr2ab
Product: activin A receptor type 2Ab
Biological process (GO): protein phosphorylation; activin receptor signaling pathway; cellular response to growth factor stimulus
Cellular component (GO): plasma membrane; activin receptor complex
Molecular function (GO): activin receptor activity; ATP binding; activin binding
Source: RefSeq, a predicted model, not a curated record